Molecule: messenger RNA, 2154 nt
Organism: Komagataella phaffii GS115
Lineage: Eukaryota; Fungi; Ascomycota; Pichiomycetes; Pichiales; Pichiaceae
Exons: 1
Coding region: 1-2154 (717 amino acids)
Biological process (GO): cytoplasm to vacuole targeting by the Cvt pathway; autophagy; Golgi organization
Cellular component (GO): membrane; cis-Golgi network; COG complex
Source: RefSeq, a predicted model, not a curated record
AUGACAAGGCAAAGAUCUGCCACCAUAGGGGCCAGAAGGCAUCGAAAGAACUCCCUAGUAAUAGUGGAUCCUCCCACAGUUGAGUACCAUCACUUGAAGCAUGAAACGGAUAGAAAUGAUCUGAAAAAGAAUGUCUCAACCACCCACUUGCACACAUUGGAGGAACAGUCAAGAAAAAAAGAUCUACUAUUGUGGCCACUAACGAACGAAGAAAAUAGAGAAUACACAGAGUACGUUAAGUCUGAGCUUUUGUAUCCUCAUAUCAAUGAAGUUCUAGAUUUUGAAUCCUACCAAACACUUGACACCGAAACGGCUGACGUGUUGGACGAAACUCUUGAUUAUUUCACUCAUGUACAUGAUGUCAACGGUUCGUUACUUCAGGAGACACAGGAUAUUAUUGACCAAUUGAACGACCUUCAAUUAAUCAAUGAGUCAAUCAUAAAUCAGACCAAAGAGUUCCAUGAGACAUCCAAUAAGCUUAUCACGGAGACCAAUGAGGAUAGGCAGCUCUACAACGGAGUAAUGGAGAUUUUGGAUGUCUUCAAUCAAUUAGAUCCUAUCAUUCACAAACUAAAUACUACAUCGAGUUCUGGUAUGGUUAACGAUGCUUCCUUUGCAGAGAUCCUUACCAAAUUGGACUUUUGUAUGCAAUUUUUAGAAACAGACGAACGAAGAGAGUUCAAAGAGUAUGCCAAAUACAAGACAAGGUUCAGGCAGUGUUUGAUAAGAGCUUUAACACUGAUUAGAAAUUAUGUUAUAGAAACUUUCAAGGAGUACGAGCCCAUAAUCGUUGCUAAAUUGGCUGAAGAGUCGGACCUAAGUUUUCUCCAAAAGAAGCUAGUAACAAACGAAGUAUUCACGGAAGAUUUGGGGGAGAAAAAUAUCAUUCAAUUGAUUUCCUAUUUGAAUGAAAGAUACAGUGCAGAUGAUGAGGAAAUAUCUAACCUGUUGAAGGAUAUCUAUGCUCAAUACUUUAGGUUGAGAUGGAAACUGGUCCAUUUUCUCGUUGAACCCCUAUUGCUUGAAAUCAAGGAAAACUCACUAGAUGUCGCUUUGAAACAUUUUGACUCCUGGUAUGGAUUGAUUAGUGACGAAAAGAAUUUGCUGGAAUCUUUCUUCACUGGUAGAAAUGAUUUGCAAACUCAACAAUUGAGCCAAUGGCUUGCCCAAGUAAUCAGCCCUUUACACGAAAUUUUGAAAGGAGAGAUCGCCAAAGUUCACGAUGUAGAAGAGUUGAAGAAAUUGCUAACCGAACUUCAGCAAUACAGAAACACGUCAAUGAGUGGAGACGAAGAAGAGGAGUUGAACUUGAACAAAUUUUUCGAACCUGUUAUCAACGAUUUUGAUAAUCAAUAUCUCGCACAGAUCCGUCAAAGAGUAACUGAUUCCAUCAUUAAUUAUGAGCCGUCGCCGAAAGAGCUGAAGUUGAGUGCCGCAACUCUGCCAGUUUACCCACCCAUCCUUGAGGUGUCCGCCAUUUUGGAAGAAUCCCAGUUGCUUAUCUCCAAAGCUUCUUUUGACCAUUUGGCAAACACUUUGGUUCACAUUAGCAUAUUGUCGAUACUAAAAAAUUAUGGAGGUGAACUGAAUCACAAAGUUGAUAAGCAAGUCAUAGCUAGAAAGUUGUUUGUGAUCAAGAGUCUGUUGCACCUUAAAAAUGAGCUUCAAACCAAAUAUGCAUUUAUCGAUUUCGGAACCGCAUCCAAGAACACCUCAAUUACAAGCGUCAUUCGCCAUUUAUUUCAUAAGAGUAACCCGGUUUUUGAACAUUACGUUGAGUUUGAUUCAACUAAGACCAACAAAUCAAGAAAAGACCUUCGUCUUUGGUUCCUGCCUACAGUUCUGACUCAAGACACUGACUCAUUCACAGAAUUGAGCCUCGUGCUACACAAAAUUAUCAAUGAAUUCAUUGUGGAUUAUGCCACGAAGAUUAUCCAAGAUAUCGACCCUCAAAACAUGUUAGACACUCUCACAUAUCAGAUAUCCCACCUAACAACGUCAAUUUCUACAAACAUUGAAGAUGAGAAGAUUACCGAGUCUUUGAUAGAAAGAAUUCAGGGCAGAAUUGUUGACGAGUAUGAAGCCCGCAAGCUGCCAGACACUGACCGCUUCUUGGUUUUCUUUAACCAGGCAAUAGCUGACGAUGAUACAUAG